AUGGCCAUUUCACGCAAGUGGAAGAUUGUCCUGCAAUUUGCGCUGAUCAUCUCUAUCAGCGCUUCGACUGCGGGUUUAGCAGGUGGUCUGACAAACAAGGUGUCGAGAUGGGGGAGUUCGACGAAGAUGAAGGAUAAGAUUGAUACGGGUGGUCAUUUGAGAAAUGAGACGGUAGUUGAAGGUGGUGAUUUAGGAAAUGGGACGAAGGAUGCGAUGCUGAUGGGGACAGGUGGCGAUAGGAUGAUGUCGAGGUGGGAGAGUCCUGAGGUCCAUGUUGCGAAGCAGAAAAGACAAAUCGACACCACCUACACCCGAAGAUAA
Drepanopeziza brunnea f. sp. 'multigermtubi' MB_m1 is the source of this 321-nucleotide messenger RNA. Lineage: Eukaryota; Fungi; Ascomycota; Leotiomycetes; Helotiales; Drepanopezizaceae. The record is from RefSeq and is a predicted model, not a curated record.